Molecule: messenger RNA, 1133 nt
Organism: Raphanus sativus (radish)
Lineage: Eukaryota; Viridiplantae; Streptophyta; Magnoliopsida; Brassicales; Brassicaceae
Product: coatomer subunit epsilon-2
Exons: 7
Coding region: 65-949 (294 amino acids)
Biological process (GO): intra-Golgi vesicle-mediated transport; retrograde vesicle-mediated transport, Golgi to endoplasmic reticulum; endoplasmic reticulum to Golgi vesicle-mediated transport
Cellular component (GO): COPI vesicle coat
Molecular function (GO): structural molecule activity; protein binding
Source: RefSeq, a predicted model, not a curated record
CUCUCAUUCUCUGUUUCUUUUGUGAUUGUGAGUGAGAUCUAGAGGAGGAAGCAGAAGCAAAGCAAUGGCAGGCAUGGGAGGAGCAGGACCAGAUCACCUCUUCAACCUCCGAAACACGUUUUACCUCGGAGCUUAUCAAACGGCGAUCAACAACAGCGAGAUCCCCAACCUCUCGCCGGAAGACGCCGUGGAACGCGACUGCCUCGUCUUCCGCUCGUACAUCGCCCUCGGUAGCUAUCAGCUUGUCAUCAGUGAGAUCGAUGAAGCCGCCGCAACUCCAUUGCAGGCAGUCAAGCUCCUCGCUAUGUAUCUAUCGAGUCCUGAUAAUAAGGAAUCAACCAUUUCAAGCUUGAAGGAAUGGUUGGCCGAUUCAACAAUAGGAAACAAUGCUAUCUUAAGAUUGAUUGCUGGUACUAUUUUCAUGCAUGAGGAAGAUUAUAAUGAAGCUUUGAAACACACUCAUGCGGGAGGAACUAUGGAUCUGCAUGCUUUGAAUGUCCAGAUAUUCAUUAAGAUGCACAGAUCAGAUUACGCUGAGAAGCAGCUUAGAGUGAUGCAACAGUAUGACGAAGACCACACUCUCACCCAACUUGCUACCGCAUGGUUGAACCUGGCAGUGGGUGGCUCGAAGAUACAAGAAGCUCAUCUCAUUUUCCAGGAUUUCUCUGAGAGGUACCCGAUGACAUGCUUGAUUUUGAAUAGCAAAGCAGUUUGCUGUAUGCAAAUGGGUAACUUUGAUGAAGCUGAAUCGCUACUACUUGAAGCACUCAACAAGGAUGCUAAAGACCCAGAAACUCUUGCAAACCUUGUCGUCUGCAGUCUUCAUGUUGGCAAAUCGUCUUCACGUUACUUAAGCCAGCUGAAACUAUCACACCCUGAACAUGUGCUUGUGAAGCGUGUAUCAUCAGCCGAAGAUAACUUCGAGAGAGCACUUCAAUCUAUCGCUUGAAGACUCUUCCAUGGUUUCAAGCUUUGCAGGAUCAUUUUGCUUUACCACAUAUUUUCCCGGGUUGGUAAAUCCACCAGAACAACCAAACCGUUUUUUCUUUUUGGAAUCAGUCUAUGAAUCAGAUUUUGCCUUUGAGUAUGUUACGUUUACCAUCUCGUUGCUUUUAAAUAUAAAGCUCCACAUA